Pangasianodon hypophthalmus (striped catfish) is the source of this 1363-nucleotide messenger RNA. RefSeq names its product aquaporin 8a, tandem duplicate 2 (gene aqp8a.2). Gene Ontology annotation, cellular component: plasma membrane. NCBI's taxonomy places the organism in Eukaryota, Metazoa, Chordata, Actinopteri, Siluriformes, Pangasiidae. The coding region runs from base 138 to 911 and encodes 257 amino acids. The transcript is spliced from 5 exons. The record is from RefSeq and is a predicted model, not a curated record. Gene Ontology annotation, biological process: water transport; transmembrane transport. Gene Ontology annotation, molecular function: water channel activity.
GGGUCAAAGUAAUCACAUCUAUUGUGCCAGCCUAGGGAUAGUAAAGUGAAGUUAUUUAUAAAUGCCAGUACAGAGGUUACUGACUGUUACUACUUGGUCUUUUAGUAAAGGAGUUAUACUGCAACAUAUGCUCGAAGAUGGAAGAAGAGAAAGUGGAGCUUAAAGAGCUAAACAGAUCCACAGAAGACAAGCUUAGAAAGGCAGCUAAACAGGCCAGCAUGUUCGAGAGAACAAUCCAGCCAUGCCUUGCUGAGCUUGUGGGGACUAUGUUUUUUGUCUUCAUUGGUUGCGUAUCAGUGAUUGAGAAUGUAGGGGCAACGGGUCAUCUUCAGCCAGCGCUGGUGCACGGGUUGGCAGCGGCUGUACUGGUAGCGUGUAUGGCAGAGAUCAGUGGAUCGCAUUUCAACCCACCAUUUACUUUGGCCAUUUUCUUAUGUGGAGGAAUGCAGUUAGGAAUGGUUAUCCCGUAUCUUAUCAGCCAACUUGUUGGAGGUGUGCUUGGUGCUGUCAUGUCAAAGCUCAUGACAUCAAAGGAAAACUACAUAAAUGCCACUGGUGCAGCUUUUACCAUUCUACAGUCAAAUGAACAAUUACCAAGGGCUAUCUUUGCUGAGAUGGCAAUGACCUGUCUGGUCACUAUGGUCGUGCUGCUGGGGGCAGUAAAUGGGAAAAGCAGGAGUCCCAUGGUACCUUUCCUGGUGGGCUGCACUGUGAUUGUCAACGUCCUGGCAGGAGGUGACAUAUCUGGCACCUGUUUGAACCCUGCAAGAGCUUUGGGACCUGCACUGGUGGCCGGUUACUGGGAUUACCACUGGGUGUACUGGGUUGGCCCUAUUGGAGGAAGUUUAAUAGCCACAGCCCUUUUAAGGCUCCUGCUUGGCGAUGAGAAGAUUCGAGUUAUAUUGAAAUGAUGCCACUACCACAGGAUCCUUCAAAAAACACAGGCCUGUUUGUUCAACAUUCACCAGUGUUGAUGUGUUGAUGUAACUCUCAAAGUGCUGAAUUGGUCAUGUGGCUAGCUGAAUUUAUACAUGUCCUAGUGAAAUAAUGAUAAUAAUAAUAUAACUUUUCAAAGAACAAUGCAGAAUUUAUUAAACAGAGGAAAAUGUACAGUGUUGAAUUAACUCUUCCAGUGAUAAUUAUAAGGAUAUUACUGAAGAAGUUCUCAAAAUUUUGAAUUGUUGUAUGAUGAAUUUUAUACUGACACAUGAAAUAAAUCAUUUUUAUAAAAGCACAUGAUGAUUUCUUGAACAAACUAACUGAAAUGAAAUUAUAUAAGGAACUAUAUUCCAGCAAACUGUUUUGUAAAAGCCUUUCUUUGAAGAGUGUUCACUCUGAAAUAAACAUUUUAAUUCUAACAUCA